CUACGUCACUGAUAAUUUUGAGUUCCCCGAACUAAUCUAAUAGUGAAGCUAUAAUUGCAUAAAGAUAGGUAUAAAUGACGAGUGUAGUAAUGAGCUAGGCCUACAAAGCUCGGGAUGUACUUGUACUCCCCGCUCCGAAAUAUUAUUCUCACGUCUCACAACUUUAUACUCAAAACUCGCCAAGAAAUGCUAACUGCAUCAUUCGUCUUGCGCUUAGACACAUGGAUUAUACGGACGCGGGGAACAAACUUACGUAUAUCACAACUACUAGUGUCGCAGGUAUUAAAUUAGUGGAAAGGAGCUCCUUGCGAUUAAGUAGCGAGUGAGCCCUAACCUCACUCGCUCACUCACUCAUCAACCACCUAAUCUCACACCCCCUAACCCACCGCAAUGGCACCCUCAUCCUCACCCCCUCCACGCCCCCGUUUCCGCCUCGAAUUCCGCACCAUAAGCGACGGCCAGGACACCGCGCGCGCCCAAGCCCUCACCCACGCCGGACACCACGCGCACCACAGCACGUUCCCCCAGUUCCCCCUCCUCCCGCCCGAGCUACGCCUCAAGAUCUGGGAGUACCUGUUAGCGCCGCGCAUCGUAGCAGUAGCCUGCAUCGACGACGCCUCGCCACCGGACGACGACGACGACGACGAGCCCCCGUCUCCGUGGCCCUCGUUCCCCGACCUGCAGGUCCCGCCUCCGAGCGCCGUGCCUGCUCUUCUGCUCGUAAACCACGAGACUCGGCAGUUAGCGCUGUCGCGCUACGAACCCGCGUUCGCGUGGAAAGUCCCGUACGUCUUCGUCGCGAACACCCCGUCUCACGGGAGCGCGACGUCCACGACUGCGGCGGCAGCGGCAGCAGCAGCAGCAGCAGCAGCGUGGUCGCGGCCGCGCGUCUGGUUCGAUUAUGAGCGGGACGCGCUGUACCUCGUCGGCGAGCUAGAGCCGUGCGACAGCUACGGGUUCAACAGCGCGAUGGCGUAUUUCCUGCGGCGCGAAGAAGCGCUGCGGGUACGACGGCUGGCGGUUGCGUUCGGCGCCCUGCGGUACGGGGAGGCCGGGUCGCAGCAUAUUUUCGGGGCGCUGUUCCACGUCGUGGAUCGGUUCGCGGGGAUCGAGGGGGGGAGGGUGUUGGUUGCGGUUGUGCCGAGGGAUGAGCUUACGCAUUUUCUGAUAGGGGGGGAAGGGCCGUUGGUGCGUCCGGAGGCCGAGGUAGGGAGUAGUUUUAAGAAUAGGCCAGGGGAUGAGGGGAAUAUUGUGCAGAGGAUCUGGAGGGAUUGGUCUAGGGGCACGUCGACGCUGACGAAUGCGCAGUUCGAGUUGGUCCCGGAGGCGGAUCUGCCAGAGCAUAUCGCGAGGCCGACUAGGUCUGCUACGACUCGACCGUUGCAGUAUCCUCAUUAGGCAACAUUGAAUAUUCAUAGAACAUGGUCAUAUGAUACAAUACGACUACAUGAUUUAUAUACACUGCCCUCUUAGGUUGAGUGGUGACUGGCUAUU
Messenger RNA from Daldinia loculata, 1494 nucleotides. RefSeq lists its product as uncharacterized. Lineage: Eukaryota; Fungi; Ascomycota; Sordariomycetes; Xylariales; Hypoxylaceae. The transcript has a single exon. The record is from RefSeq and is a predicted model, not a curated record. Bases 391 to 1398 code for a protein of 335 amino acids.